AUAAGCAGAGCUGAGCUGUCACCCCGGACCCCAUCUAUCUCGAACCUGCCACUACAGACUGCACCGCUACUCCACAUCCUACACCUAGACAUAUUUCUCACUACUGCCACCUCAACUCGAGGACUGCCUGCGCAAUGGAGGCCAAGACAGCUUCAACGGACCCCAAGCUGGGGACCCCCGAGACUAGUCAGCCACAGCUCCAGGCUGGUGGAGGCACCGCCACCGCAGCCACCAAAGCUCGCGAGGUCGACUUCCUCUCGCCGCUCGCCGUGAAGUACCUGCGCGCCAUCUACGACGAGAUAUCGACGCGCCACAACCUGGCCACGCCCGAGGGCCAGAUCCAAUGGCUGACCCAGGAACAGCAGUGCUCGGGCGAGGAUGCCCUGCUGCUCGGGGACGGCUCGUUCUCGCACUUCGCCGACUACUUCCUCUCGGGCUCCGCAAACGUCAUGGGCCCGCCCCCUGCUCUCGACGAAUCGUACCCGCUGUCCAACUACUUUAUCUCGUCCAGCCACAACACAUAUCUGACCGGCAACCAGCUGUCGAGCGAGUCGAGCACCGAUGCCUACAAGAACGUACUGCUUAGGGGCUGCCGCUGCGUCGAGAUCGAUGUCUGGGACGGCGACCCGCCCUCGAGCUCGAGCUCCGAGGACGAGGCUGAGCGCGUGGGCCAGGCAAAGGUGCCCAGGGAGAAGUCGAAGCUGGGCAUCCGCGAGAGACUGGCUAUGCGUCUGAGGGGGAAGUCGGUCGGCAAAGACGGCGAGCCGAAGAAGGAGGACGCUGCACCCGCACACAGUGGAGAGGAGCGAGUGACGCCUUGGCGGGGGGAUGUUACCUACCGAGCGGAGCCCAAGGUUUACCACGGCUACACGCUGACGAGCGAGAUGCCGUUCCGCGAAGUGUGCGCUACUAUCCGCGACUACGCCUUCGCGGCCUCGAGCCUGCCUCUCAUUGUCAGUCUCGAAGUCCACGCCGGCCCGGAACAGCAAGAGAUCAUGGUCGAGCUCAUGACCGAGUAUUGGAGAAACAUGCUUGUUGACAUUCCCCUCGACCCCGCCCAGCCUCUGGAGACCACCGCCCUGCCUACCUUGAAGGAGCUCGAGCGCAAGAUCCUCGUCAAAGUAAAGCGCGGCCACUCCAAGCCCGCUCUGAUCCCGACAUCGAACCCCACGACACUGCAGGCACCUGCAGCAGAGCUCCAGAAGACCGACAGUGCAAACUCGGUCGCUUCGUCGGCAUCAGACGAUGAGCUGCCUGACGGACAGAAGAAGCCACCGAAGGCGAAGGUCAUCGAUUCGCUAGCCAGACUCGGUGUGUAUUGCGGAGGCUACUCCUACAAGAGUCUUUCCGCACCCGAAGCCAGCAUACCGACCCACGUCUUCUCGCUGUCCGAGAAGACACUCAUGGAGGUGCACGAAACGGAAACUGAGGCCCUGUUCCAACAUAACAAGCAUUAUUUCAUGCGCGCAUACCCAAAGGGGCUGCGUAUCAACUCGGGCAACCUCAAUCCCUCCGUCUUCUGGCGCGCUGGUGUGCAGAUUGUAGCUCUCAACUGGCAGCGCUGGGACGGCGGCAUGAUGCAGAACGAGGCCAUGUUUGCUGGCACAGGCGGUUGGGUGCUCAAACCAGAAGGGUACCGCAGCGUCAGCAACGCCGCUACGCAGAAGCACGCCAUCGCACACCACAAACUCGACCUCAGCAUCGAGUUUCUCGCCGGCCAGAACAUUCCGCUGCCGCCUGAGGAAGAGGACCCCGAGGACUUCAAGCCGUACAUCAAGGUCGAGCUGCACGUCGAAAAGUACGAAGAGCGCGAGGGCGAACCGAUCCCCGGAAACGGAAGAGGCAGCAAGGCCGAGUACAAAAAGAAGACGCGGACGUACAGGACUACGGAUCCUGACUUUGCGCGGGAGGUCGUCAGCUUCAACGGCGUGUAUGGCGUCACAGAGGAGUUGACCUUUGUCAGGUAAGCCCAGUUUUUGAUAGCUGUUCUGCCUCUCUUUCUCUUAUUUGUCGGCCUUUCCACCCGGAGUCUAG
This is a messenger RNA of Didymella exigua CBS 183.55, 2034 nucleotides long. Its product is annotated as PLC-like phosphodiesterase. The record is from RefSeq and is a predicted model, not a curated record. Gene Ontology annotation, molecular function: phosphatidylinositol-4,5-bisphosphate phospholipase C activity. Lineage: Eukaryota; Fungi; Ascomycota; Dothideomycetes; Pleosporales; Didymellaceae. The coding region runs from base 135 to 1967 and encodes 610 amino acids. Gene Ontology annotation, biological process: lipid metabolic process; phosphatidylinositol-mediated signaling. The transcript has a single exon.